AUGCCGAGAAUAAUGAUCAAAGGUGGCAUUUGGCGUAACACAGAGGAUGAAAUCCUCAAAGCCGCUGUGAUGAAGUACGGAAAAAAUCAAUGGAGCCGUAUAGCAUCAUUGCUGCACAGAAAAUCAGCAAAACAGUGUAAAGCCCGUUGGUUCGAGUGGUUGGACCCCAGCAUCAAGAAAACCGAAUGGAGCCGAGAAGAAGAUGAGAAAUUGUUGCAUUUAGCCAAGCUGAUGCCUACUCAAUGGCGAACGAUCGCUCCAAUAAUUGGUCGCACUGCUGCCCAGUGCUUGGAGCGCUUUGAAUCUCUCCUGGACCAAGCCCAAAAAAAAGAGGACAACGAGGACAUAGAUGACCUCAGAAAAUUGAAGCCUGGAGAGAUAGAUCCCAAUCCAGAGACAAAACCAGCGCGUCCUGACCCCAAGGAUAUGGAUGAAGAUGAGCUAGAGAUGCUUUCAGAAGCUCGUGCUAGGUUGGCGAACACCCAAGGAAAGAAAGCUAAGCGUAAAGCUCGAGAAAAACAAUUAGAGGAAGCUAGACGACUUGCUGCGCUUCAAAAAAGGCGAGAAUUAAGAGCUGCUGGUAUUACAGUUUCUCAAAAAAACAAACGUAAGCGCGGGAUUAAUUACAAUUCAGAAAUUCCGUUUGAGAAGCGACCUGCGUUGGGAUUUUACGACACAGCUAAUGAACACGUGGAUCCUCUUGCUGCUGAUUUCAGCCGCAUGCGCCAACAACACUUGGACGGAGAUUUGCGAAGUGAAAAAGAAGAAUUGGAACGCCGGAAAGACAAACAGAAGCUUAAACAGCGUAAAGAAAAUGAUAUUCCCAUGGGAAUUCUCAAUAACGAAGAACCACCUCGUAAAAGAAGUAAAUUAGUUCUACCAGAGCCUCAAAUUUCUGAUCAAGAACUCCAACAAGUAGUAAAACUAGGACGCGCUUCUGAAAUCGGGCGUGAAAUUGCCAGCGAGAGUGGAAUUGAAGCCUCUGAGAGUUUGUUAGCUGACUAUUCUUUGACUCCUAAUGUACCAGUGACUCCAAGGACUCCUGCAGUAACGGACAGAGUUCUUCAAGAGACUCAAAAUGUGAUGGCUCUUACACAUGUAGACACGCCUUUGAAAGGAGGAUUGAACACUCCGCUUCACAAUGUUGAUUUUAAUAGCAUUGUUCCUUCCUCUUCGGCUGUUGCUACUCCAAAUACUAUUUUGGCGACGCCUUUCAGGUCGCAACAUGGAGAUGGAACACCACUGAGCAAUACGUUCAGUACUCCAGGAUCUACCAGGACACUAAGUGGGAAAAAUAUUUCAGCUACGCCGAUUCGUGAUAAAUUGAACAUUAUUACCAAUGAAGAUUUGGAAGCUUCUGAAUCAUCAGGUCUUAGGAAAAGAAUUAAACAGCAAAUGCAAGCUGAUUUUAGCACUUUGCCGAGUGCUAAAAAUGAUUAUCAGAUAGUUGUGUCGGACAAUGAAGCUAUGGAGGAAGAGGCGGAUAAAUCUGAGAGGAAUAUUGUUGAAGAUCAGGCGGAUAUUGAUGCUAGAAAGCAGCAAGAUUUGAUGGAGCAGCAGAAGAGGGAGCUGGAAAAAAGGUCGCAGGUUAUUCAGAAAGGGUUACCUCGGCCGGUUGAAGUUAAUUUGAAUAUACUGAGGUCUUCUACGGAGGGCUCGUUGACUGACUUUCAGCGAGCUGAGGAAUUGAUCAAGAGAGAGAUGGUCACUAUGAUGAUGUUCGAUGCGGUCCAGAAUCCUGUCCAGCAGAGUAAUAAAAGGAAUACUGCUCUUUCGCAAGCUCAGUCUUACUUGGACCACAAUCCUUAUGAAGAUUUUGAGAAGACUGAUUUGGAAAACGCUAGGAAGCUCUUGGAUGAUGAAAUGGCUGUCGUUAGAGAAGGUAUGGCUCAUGGAGAUCUUAGCUUGGAUGCUUACACUACUGUUUGGGAGGAGUGCUUGUCCCAGAUCUUGUAUUUAGAGACUCAAAAGAGGUACACCAGGGCUAAUUUAGCUUCAAAGAAAGACCGAGUUGAGUCCCUGGAGAAAAAGCUCGAGGACAAUAGGACUCACAUGACUGGAGAAGCAAAGAAAGCAGCCAAGCUGGAAAAGAAAUUAAAAAUCUUAACUGGAGGUUAUCAAACCAGGGCUCAAGUUUUGUCAAAACAAUUGAAUGACUUAUUGGAUCAGAUCCAGCAGGCGCAGCUUGAGCUGUCAACGUUCCAGUUUUUGAAGACUCAAGAGGAAGCUGCCAUCCCAAGAAGGAUUGAGUCUCUUAUGAGUGACGUAAACAAACAGAUAGCAAGGGAAAAAAAUUUACAAGUAAACUUUGCUAAUCUACAAGACGAGUUGCAAAAAUUAGUUGUUAAUAGUGAAAAGAGCAAUUAA
This is a messenger RNA of Cotesia congregata, 2367 nucleotides long. NCBI's taxonomy places the organism in Eukaryota, Metazoa, Arthropoda, Insecta, Hymenoptera, Braconidae. The record is from the annotation of a GenBank genome assembly.